This is a messenger RNA of Penicillium verhagenii, 1260 nucleotides long. RefSeq lists its product as uncharacterized. NCBI's taxonomy places the organism in Eukaryota, Fungi, Ascomycota, Eurotiomycetes, Eurotiales, Aspergillaceae. The coding region runs from base 1 to 1260 and encodes 419 amino acids. The record is from RefSeq and is a predicted model, not a curated record. The transcript has a single exon.
AUGACUCCUCCGGUUGCCUCGUUUUCCUCUGUGUUUUCCCUCUUCAUCCUGCAUAUGAGUCCAGUGUCUGCUGCGGUAGGAAAAUAUCGCCUGGGGUCAAGAAGUGCGGAAUCACGUCCUGCUCUGGAUAAGCCUCUACUUGUCAUCCAGGUGGGGAGCAUCGUUGCAUCCUACGUGAUCUUUGUUGCCUUCCUGCUAGCACUGGUCUUGUUCGUUGGGCGACGACUGCGUCGGACAGUUCAGUCAUCUCAAUACUCGCUUCAUAUGGAAAUGCUGAAGCCUCUGAGACCUCCAGACAGCAUCGAUCCAAGCCCCAUUACUCCCGUUACACACAACCUCCCUAGCCCCACUACCCGGUCAAGUGCCUUUGCCUCUUGGGGCAGCAUUCCCAGAGGAGGUCGACCUUCACAGACCUCUAUCAACGGCAGUAUGGUUACCGUGGAUGAAUCCGUUGUUGCUUCCGAUCGGCAGAGGGCCGAGGAUGAGAUGGAAAGAUUAUAUGCAGCGGUCAUGGAGCAUGAUGCCCAGAAGGCUGCUGGCGUCAAUGUUGCGCCCACGAGGGACUCGGACUCGCUGACCCAUUCACCGGACAGCCAAUACACCAAUCCCUUCACCGACCGUGCAGCCUCGCAAGUCUCGGUAUCGGCACCAACGGUGCCCCCGGAAUCCCCAAGACAUUCCAACCGACUGUCCAAGUUAUUCAGCUCGAAAUCAGCAACCCCUUCCAAUCUUGACGCAGGAAAGCUCAAGUCUCCAAAGUUCCCUAUUCGAAAGCUGGGCAUCUCAUCUCCUUUGGCCUCGCCAAAUGUCCAGGCAAGCCAGUCCUUCAACCAGGAACAUCCGCCCAUGUCCCCGAGAUUUUACACUCCUGGCCCCCCUCCGAGUGCACCCCGGGCAGGACCGGCAAUCAGACCAGUCAUGGCUCCUCCGACUCGCGGACGUGUUCCUGCUCCGCUUAGUCUGACUACCCCUACACAAGACCCUUCUCCAUCUUCAUCGUUGCCAUUCCGCCAGGCCUAUCCCCAGCAGAGUGCACCGGCGACGAAGACAACUUUCCUGGAGCGGCCCGCCAAGAAGAACGGACCUAUCACUGGCAUGCCUACGCCUUAUAGUCCUUACAUGCCUUUUACCCCUGUGACCCCUUUUACUCCAGGACGAACAGUGACUAGGCGCCAAAGGAAGCGUGAAGAGAAAGGCACCAGCCUUCGUGCCUUGAAUGAAGAUGACUUGGUCCAAGAUGAACGUGACAUUUGGGCUUAG